Scatophagus argus is the source of this 1082-nucleotide messenger RNA. RefSeq names its product SEC22 homolog B, vesicle trafficking protein b (gene sec22bb). Gene Ontology annotation, cellular component: endoplasmic reticulum membrane; Golgi membrane; SNARE complex. Gene Ontology annotation, molecular function: SNAP receptor activity. The record is from RefSeq and is a predicted model, not a curated record. Gene Ontology annotation, biological process: retrograde vesicle-mediated transport, Golgi to endoplasmic reticulum; endoplasmic reticulum to Golgi vesicle-mediated transport; vesicle fusion with Golgi apparatus. The transcript has 5 exons. NCBI's taxonomy places the organism in Eukaryota, Metazoa, Chordata, Actinopteri, Scatophagidae. The coding region runs from base 139 to 786 and encodes 215 amino acids.
UACACCAAAGCGCUAGCGUUUCCGGCCAGCUCAGCGCACCAGCCCUGUGCGGUGUUGUCAGUUUACAGCCUGUCAAACACUGGUAUCAGUUACCUGUAACAUUUUGUGGGCUGCGAAACACCCGAACAUUGCGGAAAGAUGGUGCUGCUGACGAUGAUCGCUCGCCUGGCUGACGGUCUGCCGUUAGCCGCUUCAAUGCAGGAGGACGAGCAGUUGGGUCGGGACCUUCAGCAGUAUCAGAGUCAAGCUAAGCAGCUCUUCAGGAAACUCAAUGAGCAGAGUCCCUCACGCUGCACUUUAGAGGCUGGCUCCAUGGCAUUUCACUAUUUAAUAGAGAAAGGUGUAUGCUACCUUGUGCUGUGUGAAGGUAGCUUUCCUAAGAAGCUGGCCUUUGCUUACCUAGAGGACCUGCAGGCAGAGUUUCACGAGCAGCACGGAAAGAGAGUCCCCACAGUUUCCCGGCCCUACUCCUUCAUUGAAUUUGACACCUACAUCCAAAAAACCAAGAAGUCAUACAUUGACAGCCGAGCGAGAAGAAAUCUGGGCAGCAUCAACACAGAACUCCAGGACGUACAGAGGAUCAUGGUGGCUAACAUAGAGGAGGUACUGCAGAGAGGAGAGGCUCUCUCUGCACUAGACUCCAAGGCCAGCAACUUGUCCAGCUUGUCAAAGAAGUACAGGAGUGAUGCCAAGUAUCUGAAUACCCGCUCCACCUAUGCCAAGCUGGCAGCCGGCGGUGUCUUUUUCAUCAUGCUCAUUGUCUAUGUACGCUUCUGGUGGCUCUGAGAAGAAAACAAGAGAAGAGGAAGGAGGUGUUAAAGUGGAAAAUGAGCUGAACAGUCUGCAGACACUAAGAAAAGCUGUCACCCUCGACUAAAAACAGGAUCCCUGCUCUUAAUAAGACUUUGCAGACAUACCACCGCCCAUUUUGUUCUCGCCUGUCCAUGGAUGUGUGAUCUGAAUAUAAAUGAUGUCAUAAUACCUAGUUUUAUUAUUAACAAUCAUAAAAGCGCUAGUUGUUGCCCUGGAGGUUAUGGGGCAAUGAGUGAAUUUGUGUGAGUGUGUGUGUGUGUGUGUGUGUG